CGGGCAAGGAUGGACUUGACUGCAGAGACCCCGGCGGAAGAUGCAGCCAGGGAGGCUUUGGCUGAGGUCACAGAAAUUCUAGAGCCUAAAGGACUACAGGAAGAGGCAGAACUACCUGCCCAGAUCUUGGCCCAGUUUGUGGUGGAUUCCCGAAAGAAAGACAAGCUGCUCUGUAGCCAGCUGCAAGUAGUAGACUUCCUGCAAAACUUCUUGGCUCAGGAGGAUGCUUUCCAGGGCCUGGAUCCUGUGGUUUCUGAAGAAACAAGCCGGCAGAAGGCAACUGAAGCCAAGGAGCAAUGGAAAGAACUGAAGGCCACCUACCAGGAGCAUGUGGAGGACAUCACAAGUUCUUUGACCCUGGUCCUUUCCAAGGUGGAAGAGACCCAAGAGAAGAGUUCUCAGCUCCAGGAGGCUCUUGAACAGCUUCAAACCAAGAAGCAAGUAGCAAUGGAGAAAUACAGAGCAGCCCAAAAGCAGUGGCGUUUGAAACAGGAGAAACAGCUGCAUUCUCUGGCAGAAGUUUCUGCAAAAAUAAGGGAACGUCAUACAGGGACAGAGCAGGCCCUUCAGAAUCUAGAACAGGAACUUGAAACCCUGAAACAGAAGGCAGGACAGGAGCAAGACAAGCUGCAGAGGCACGAGAUCUUUCUCCAGCUGUUGUCCACCCUGCGGGGUAAACCGCUAUCCCCUGAGUCAGAGAAAGAAAUAGCCAACAUCGGAGGUAAACCUUCUUGA
Messenger RNA from Suncus etruscus (white-toothed pygmy shrew), 735 nucleotides. RefSeq names its product ZW10 interacting kinetochore protein (gene ZWINT). Gene Ontology annotation, cellular component: dendrite; nuclear body; kinetochore. The transcript is spliced from 7 exons. The coding region runs from base 10 to 735 and encodes 241 amino acids. Lineage: Eukaryota; Metazoa; Chordata; Mammalia; Eulipotyphla; Soricidae. Gene Ontology annotation, biological process: mitotic cell cycle checkpoint signaling; establishment of localization in cell; mitotic sister chromatid segregation. The record is from RefSeq and is a predicted model, not a curated record.